Penicillium lagena is the source of this 2436-nucleotide messenger RNA. RefSeq lists its product as uncharacterized. NCBI's taxonomy places the organism in Eukaryota, Fungi, Ascomycota, Eurotiomycetes, Eurotiales, Aspergillaceae. The transcript is spliced from 6 exons. The coding region runs from base 1 to 2436 and encodes 811 amino acids. The record is from RefSeq and is a predicted model, not a curated record. Gene Ontology annotation, molecular function: ADP binding; protein binding.
AUGGCAUCUGUCAAAAGCUCCGUCACACAUGAGGAACUCUUAGCGUUGACGUUCCACAGCGGGGGGGGGGGCACAGACCAACAAUGUCAACAGCGGCCGUGGCCAGCAAAUCAACAACAAUGCUCAUUGACCAUCGAGCAGAAGGAAGAUUUCAGUUUUCGCGGCUCCGUUGGCAUCCAGCUCGGUCAAGCGCCCUACAUCGCCUCUGAACUUUUUGUCGGCCGUGGUUAUGAGCUUGAUGAGAUCGCAAAAGCUCUACACCCUGAUCACAAGGCUCAAAAGCAGCGACGCCUAGUUCUCGGCGGUAUGGGUGGUAUUGGCAAGACCCAGCUUGCUAUCGCCUACGCAGAGUCCGCGCGGGAAUCUUAUAGCUCGGUUUUCUGGCUAAAUGCAGUAUCUGAGGCCGCAUUGAAAGACAGUUUUCGAUUGAUUGCCAGCUUUGUCUUCGACAUUCAUGACCCCAGAGUGCUAGAGGACAAGGAGAUCGUGAGACGUGUACACCAAUGGCUAUCUACACCAAAUAAUACCGGAUGGUUGUUAAUCUUUGAUAGCUACGAGGACAGUGACCAGUUUCUGAUUGACGAUUAUUACCCUCUUGCUUCUCAUGGAGCUAUAGUGGUCACCACAAGGCGACCAGAUCUCGUUGCCGGGAGCACUAUUGACAUAAAGCCAUUACAAAAUAUUAAGGAUAGCUUAGCAAUCCUACAAACCCGAUCAAAACGAGAGAACCGCCUCGCAAAGCGACUUGCGGGUCUUCCUCUCGCUUUGGCCACCGCCGGGACAUAUCUUCAUCGUAGUACCUUCACAUUCGAACGCUACCUUCAAGAGUACGAGAAACGCUGGAACGUUGACCCACGCCGAACCAGAAAACUCCAGGAGUAUCAGGAGCGCACGCUCUACACCACCUGGGAUUUGUCAUAUUCUCGUCUAGAAAAGGAAGAUCCGGACGCAGCGAAACUACUGAAGCUACUUGCCUACUUCGAUAACCAGAGUCUUUGGUACGGGCUUUUCCAUGCUGGGCUUACCGAUAGCUCUCCCGAGUGGCUUCGUGAAGUGCUCAUAGAUGACGUGAAUUUCAAUGGAGUGAUGGAAGUCCUGGUUGAAUACUAUUUCCUCGACACUCACCAGACUUCUGACUCGUGGAGCAUGCAUAACUGCGUGCACGACUGGACACUGGUAAUACUUAAUAAGGACAUCGACGCAAAGAAUUAUUGGUAUGCUUUUGACUGCGUUUCUGCGUCUAUAAAAGAUGACAGCACGGAUGACUUUGCAAACCUCUCUUACUCUCCCUUGGCUGCUCAUGCCACGCGGCUAGUCCAACAGCGUUUGUGCCAGAACGACGUCAUAUAUGAUAUUGCGCCUCGUCGACUCGAUCAAGCUUCACUGAUUGCAAACCUACUUCGACACCAAGUACUUCUUCUUGCUGCAGAGAAGAUGUACCAGCGGGCGCUAGCUGGGCACGAGAAAGCACUCGGACCACCCAUCGACCCUCGACACUGUCAACAAUCUCAGGGCAGGCUAGACCAAGCGGAGCAGAUGUACCAACGGGCACUAGCUGGGCGCGAGAAAGCACUCGGAGCGAACCACCCGUCGACUCUGAUCACUGUCAACAAUCUCGGGGUCCUAUAUUGGACCAAAGGCAGGCUGGACCAAGCGGAGCAAAUGUACCAGCUGGCACUAGCUGGGCGCGAGAAAGCACUCGGAGCGGACCACCCGUCGACUAUCAACACUGUCAACAACCUCGCGGUUCUAUAUCGGGACCAAGGCAAGCUGGACCAAGCUCAGCGGAUGCACCAGCGGUCGGGACAACAGAUCAUCCUGCUAUCCUACGAACAGCCACGAACACUAAGACCCACGGCAUCGCGGUUCAUCUACAAUAGGCGGCUAUACCAGGCCAAACCCAUCCAUUUUCCCCCCUUGCUAUCGCGAGAGAGGGCCCACAUCCGGAACGGCAUCUAUGCCCAAUGGCAGAGCGAAUGGAGAGAAUCCCGUAAUGGCAGCCACCUUCGCAAGAUCGACAACGCACUACCAGCCAAAUACACGAGACAGCUCUAUGGAAACUUACCUCGAAACCAAGUGUACCUCCUGACGCAGUUACGAACAGGACAUUGCUGGUUAUCAACAUACGCCAAGUUGUUCCGUCACCGCGAUGAUGACCGGUGUGUCUGCGGGGCGCGGGAAAGUGUGAUCCACGUCCUCCUAGACUGCCCCGCGCUGAGGCACCUGCGCAGAGAACUUCAGGAGAAGGUUGGAGACGCGUUCAACAACAUAUCAACCCUCCUAGGAGAAGGAGGACCUAGAGGAGGCGAUACAGCUUCGCGAGCCAAGAUCUUGGACUUCGCAAAAGCAUCACAACGGUUCCAAAGUCGCGCGCCAAGAAGGCAGCAAUCCAAAAUAACGGCUAAGAGGCCACGGCAGGCCCCAACGAGGCUCUAA